Messenger RNA from Nerophis lumbriciformis (worm pipefish), 1232 nucleotides. The record is from RefSeq and is a predicted model, not a curated record. Lineage: Eukaryota; Metazoa; Chordata; Actinopteri; Syngnathiformes; Syngnathidae.
AUUAUUAUUAUUAUUAUUAUCAUCCCUCCAUUGUUUGUAACGUCAGGCUUGUGUGAUCACACAGAGAAGGAGUUUGGCCCCCAGUCAGGUCGCCAAACGGAAGCAAGGGGAGGAUGAUCAUCGAGACGAAAUAUAGUAUAUUAACCACGAGCGGUUCUCGAGAGAAGAUGAAUGGAGAAAAUUGGGACAGUGAUGAAGAAGUCCAAGUUCCAUGGCCACUCAACAAAGCAGGAGGAAGGAAGCAGUCACAAACCAAAUACGUGGCAAGAAUUCUGAGAUUUGGUGAAGACACACGUGAACUGACGCCAUAUUUGAAAGCCGCUCAGGAUGGCAAGGAUGUACCCCUUACUGGUGAUUUGGAAUAUGGCAGAGGCAAGAGAAACAAACAGCCAAAGUCUUGGUCAUCAGACAGUGAGAGCAAGGAUGAAAGUGUUGAGGAGACUCUAUCUGACAGACAGCAGAAGAAAAAGAGGAAAGUAAGCCGUACAGCUGUGGGAUAUGAUGCUCGGGCACAAUUGAAGGCCCAACUUGCUGCUCUGGGAAGAACUUCACCGAAAGAUACAUGUACAGAAAUGGAAUCCCUGAAGAAGGAAGUCCUCCAGUUGAGAGAGGAAAACAAAUCCCUUCGAGAUGCAUUGAGGGUUGUUGAAGGACUUCCUGGCCUGCUAAUGAAGAUGGACGACUUAUCACGUCAGGCAACAAUACUAUCAGCUCGACGUCCUGCUGUCGCUCUGCCAGAGAGGAGCUGGCCAACAGCAGCUUGACAGGAAAAAAAUCCAAUGCUUUUAAGGAUAAGCAUGAGAAACCAAAACUGGAUGACAAGAAAGUGUCUGCUAUUAUUGAUUUUGUGAAGAAGCUCCAUCCCUCAAGUGAAGCAAAUGUGAUAAAGAAAAUCAUUGGAGUGAAACUGAACAUUGCGCAGAAAAUGGAAAAAAAGAAGGCCUCAGAAACAAAUUCUGCUGGACGUCUAGCCGUCUCUAACAGUCGGGGAAGCGCGGUGAUCAUGUUGAUUUAUGCUGCUGACAUUUAUUUAUUACGUCAAGAUUUGAGUUACAUGUAUAUAAUAAAUACAAGUCAACAUUCAUUCAACUGCAAUAUUUGUCUUUCUCCAUUGCCAGUGUUAGACCACAGAUUUUGUAGAAUGCCUGCCCAAUCAUUUCUACAUCAUUCUGAACCGUAUUCCACAGAAAGCCAUUCCAUAGGAGCCUGUUCUAUAGAACUACUCUUUAGAA